This is a messenger RNA of Chlorella variabilis, 414 nucleotides long. RefSeq lists its product as hypothetical. NCBI's taxonomy places the organism in Eukaryota, Viridiplantae, Chlorophyta, Trebouxiophyceae, Chlorellales, Chlorellaceae. The coding region runs from base 1 to 414 and encodes 137 amino acids. The transcript has 3 exons. The record is from RefSeq and is a predicted model, not a curated record.
AUGGGGAGGCUGUUCAUCGAGUUUGUCGACGAGGAUGUCGGCGCAAAAUACAUUUGCCGCUGCGGGUGCGACAUUGCAAGCGAGAGAUGCCUGCUGUGGGAGGGCUACAUGGGUUCUGCCACCCCUGCCUUCCUGUUCCGCACGGCAGUCAACCUUGAGCCUUCCGGCCCCAAGCGCCAGGAGGUGCUGAGCACGGGGCGCUACACGCUGUCGGAUGUGCGGUGCAGAACAUGCUGCACCAAGCUGGGGUGGAAGUAUUUGGCGGCGGAGAGCGCGGCCGAGAAGUACAAGGAGAACGCGGUGCUGCUGCAGCAGGGCGCGCUGCAGCGCAUCAACAACCUCGCGGUGCGGCCGGUGGCCAGCCGCCCCGGCGCCGCGCCGCACGCCGGCGCCGCGCCGCAGCUGAGCACGUGA